This is a messenger RNA of Phytomonas sp. Hart1, 1140 nucleotides long. Lineage: Eukaryota; Euglenozoa; Kinetoplastea; Trypanosomatida; Trypanosomatidae. The record is from the annotation of a GenBank genome assembly.
GCUUUACACACUUCCGUCUUCCCCGUCUGUGUGUGCUUCAGGGGGAGGAGAGGGAUGGGAAGGACAUAAAGAAGUAGAGUAAGAAGAGGUGAAUGAGACAACUGUGCACAGUUUAAAGCGCAUCACUUGCAUAAGUGAGAGAAGGAAGGGGUAGGGAAAAGUAGGUUCAGGCUGAAAUCGGGCACAUGUUGCAGCAUCAUGAUAUUAACACCGUGGCGACACUUCAGGGCUUCGCUGAGGCCAUGCAUCGAAGUUAAAAUCUUUUCAAAAGAAAAAAAACCGUCUCCGUCAAUCCAAGCAGUCCCUAGAGACACCUUUCUUCAACAAUGAAAAGAUGCGGCAUUAAAAGUAAGCACCCCUAAGAUAAGCAACGUCUUGAAGUUCUUCAGUAAGAGAAGCUAAAAUUACUCCAAUUCAUUCAACAGCAUCGCGACUCAAUAGUAGAAGAGCCACUGCACAUCUAGACUCUAUGUGCGCUGUGUCCAAAAACGAAGACAGCGGUUGUAAACAAAAGACAAGAGCUAAUAAACUGAUAGAAAUGAUACGCACUUCACAAGUCCACACUGGCGUCGUGCGAGCCUUCUUUCCGGCACAAUCCCUGGUGUACCUCCAUGGGGUCCUCUAACAAUGACAGCGGGAAACCAAUAUGCUGACCGAGCUGCUCGGGGGAGCCCAAAAGAAGCACCCCGCGCUGGUGGGUAAGUGGCACGCCUUACGAGAACCCUGGCCCUCCGCUUCUGUGGAACUACAGGAAUGGAAAGAGCUGGCAAUGAGGAAAGAUGCUUUCUACAUUACUGUCACCGUGAUGAAGAGGUGGCUUUUGACUGACGAGCUCGAGAUGCGACGAGUGGGGUUAUAAUGUGUAAACACUGCGCUGCCGAUAUGAUAUCUCGGUUCGUCCGAACGGGGUCCCAACUGGAAUGAUGAUUACUUCAUAAUCAUCCAUAACACAUACUAUCUAUGAUUCCUUUUUUUCACUUUCAUUUUUUGAUGAAUACAUUUUUUUCUCCUUAAAUUGGGAUAUUUAAAAAUUUAUUUAUGACCUAUUAUGAUUUGCUUUUAGACUUCUGAGUUCCUCCCUAGAUGGAGAUCUGAAAGCACUACAAUAGUACGGUGGAAUUUUACUGUUGUGAAGGAUUA